Caenorhabditis sp. 36 PRJEB53466 is the source of this 1109-nucleotide messenger RNA. NCBI's taxonomy places the organism in Eukaryota, Metazoa, Nematoda, Chromadorea, Rhabditida, Rhabditidae. The record is from the annotation of a GenBank genome assembly.
AUGAAGCACUCGAGAUUCCUUCUUUCUGCCGUCCUUCUCAUCUUGCUUGCCACGUUGGCAAUACUCACCUCUCUCGCACUUUUAUUCUAUGAAAUCGGCGAAUUCGAAGAUGUUGCCUGGACGGAUUUGAAAGUUUUUCAGGUAUGAAAUCAGUUAAUGAAGGCGGGAAGAUGGUUGUAUUCAGAAAUACUCGGACGAUGCGUGGCAACUGAUUAUGAAUUCGACGAGGGAAAAACGAGCAGUGUACAGAGUCAAACUGCCGCCUUGGAACGAGUACGGGCCGAGAUAUGUCCAUUUGCCCCCAUUCAACAGCUAUGCGGCACCAGAAGUCGGCGGGAGUCAGUUACAAUUUUAACUUUCUACACAAAAUCCUCCAUUUUCAGUGUCACCCCCCAUUCCUCAAUUGUGUCCACCUGGUCCUCGAGGCCGUCCGGGCCAUCCGGGUCACCAGGGUGAUGAUGGAUUGGCAGGAGAACCUGGAAGUGCUGGAGGACACGGACUGUCCCUCGCAAUGAAACUUCCCUACAACGGAUGCAUUCGUUGUCCGACGGGACCUCUCGGAGAGCCAGGUCGGCCUGGACCAAUAGGCCAUCCGGGAGACAGUGGUCAGCAGGGAAUAGACGGAAUUCCAGCGUCACGAGGUCAACCAGGAUUUCCUGGAGCAAUGGGAGAUCCUGGAUUGGAAGGGGCACCGGGACAUGCUGGAUCUUCCGGGCAGGCAGGUCGACCGGGGACCAGUUCAUUCGGGUUACCAGGACCAUCCGGUUCUCCUGGGAGACCUGGCUCAACAGGACCACCCGGAUUCGAUGGAGGGUAUCCGGUUCCCGGCGCUCCUGGUACUCCAGGACCACCAGGAAGAGAGGGACAACCGGGAGGAUCUGGAGUGGACGGGCAUCCCGGACAGGUGAGCACUUUCGGGUGAAAUUGAAUGUUAAUUACGAGGUUGAUUUAAGUCUGGAUCUCAUGGCGGCCCUGGACCCGAUUCUGGCUAUUGUCAGUGUCCACGAAGAGGGAAAAGCGACGAGUUCGCCAAUUACAAGCCGAAAUCGGCAACGACUCGCGCGCCGAUCGAUUGGAAGAGAAAGAGAAAAGUUCAUAUUUCUGCUUGA